Molecule: messenger RNA, 3111 nt
Organism: Lepisosteus oculatus (spotted gar)
Lineage: Eukaryota; Metazoa; Chordata; Actinopteri; Semionotiformes; Lepisosteidae
Gene: mafaa
Product: MAF bZIP transcription factor Aa
Biological process (GO): regulation of transcription by RNA polymerase II
Cellular component (GO): nucleus
Molecular function (GO): RNA polymerase II cis-regulatory region sequence-specific DNA binding; DNA-binding transcription factor activity, RNA polymerase II-specific
Source: RefSeq, a predicted model, not a curated record
GUGAAAAAGAAAGCGAUUCGCCCUUGGCCAUACAAGAGCGCACUCCUCACUGACAGGAUUUUACUACUAACAAAAAUACAUGUAACCCACAGAAGAAGAAACAGAAAACACCAUCUAUCACAAAAGCAGGAGAGACUGUGUAUAUGCUUCAGUCAUAUAUGUCUGCACACGAGUUUAAGCUUGGUUUUCCUGACAUCCAGAAGCAGGAUUUUGGUGCGCGUCUCAGGAACAGAAGAACCAGCUCUAAUUACUGUCCGCCUGUUUUUCUAUGAACUCAGAUCAACACAGCUUUCUUGUCGUCCUGGUCCGGGCUAUAAAAUUGGGGCGCGCAAACCCCCGAUUCUCCACUUUCAGCAGCACCUUGACGCUUGAGCAGAAAGUUAUGCAGCAGCUCAGUUUCUGACGACCGAAAAGUUGCGGAGUGCCUCGCCUCUCUUCAGCAGCGCAGAAGAAAGGACAAUAGAUGUACUGCGUGUUUGUUGUUUUAAACGGAGGAGAAGAAGGAUAAGGGGGAAAAUAAUAAAAAAGUAUAAUUACACAAGAACUGUCGAACUGAGAGAACAGCCCCAGCACCGAAAGGUAAAGCGGGGGCAAUAUAGUGGCGAUCCUGAAUUUGGGGUUUCAAGUUUCAGUUUCUUUGCCCGUGAUAUUAAACCGUGCGUUUGACCUAGGAGAACUUGUCAACGGGAAGCGGAGAAAACCUGGCAGGUGUACAAUUAUAUCCACAUUUAUAAGUUUAUCUCGGCAAGUAUAAAUAGUACUCGAUCUUUGGGACACACAUCUUUUUAAAAUAAAUAUCUACAAACGAACUUUAGUUUCAUCCCCCGAGGCUGCUAGUGGCAGUCUCUGUCGACGGGUCACUUUGGCUAAGUCAUUGGCUUUGCGGACUGGUGUUGCAUGGACUGAAAUGGCCUCCGACCUCGCUAUGAGCGCCGAGUUGCCGAACAGCCCCCUGGCCAUCGAGUAUGUCAACGAUUUCGACCUGAUGAAAUUCGAAGUGAAGAAAGAGCCCCCCGAGGCGGAAAGGUACUGCCACCGUUUGCCGCCGGGGUCUCUCUCCUCUACCCCCAUCAGUACCCCCUGCUCCUCCGUGCCUUCUUCGCCCAGCUUCUGCGCGCCCAGCCCCGGGGCGCAACCAAACCAGAACCCCAACAGCAACGCGAACAGCAGCAACCAAAACCCGACAGGCAAACCCCAGCUGGAGGACCUGUACUGGAUUCCCAACUACCAGCACCACCUCAAUCCGGAGGCCCUGAACCUGACUCCCGAGGACGCGGUGGAAGCCCUGAUAGGCAACGCGCAUCACCAUCACCACCACCACCAGGCCUAUGAGGGGUUCCGAGGGCAGCAGUUCGGCGGGGAAGACCUGUCUGGUGCCGCCACGGGCCAUCACCACCAGGUGCAUCACCACCAUCACCACCACGGCCACCAUGUGCGGCUGGAGGACCGCUUCUCGGACGACCAGUUGGUCAGCAUGACAGUACGGGAGCUGAAUCGGCAGCUGCGGGGCUUCAGCAAAGAAGAGGUCAUUCGCCUGAAGCAGAAGCGCAGAACCUUAAAGAACCGCGGCUACGCGCAGUCCUGCCGGUACAAGCGGGUACAGCAGCGGCACAUGCUGGAGAGCGAGAAGUGCACCCUGCAGAACCAGGUGGAGCAGCUGAAGCAGGACGUGGCCAGGCUGGUCAAGGAGCGGGAUCUGUACAAGGAGAAGUACGAGAAGCUCGCCAGCAGGACCUACAGUAACAGCAGCAGAGAUCCCUCAGCCGCUAACCCCGGAAAAAACUCGUCGGCGGAGUUCUUCAUCUAAUGAAAAACAACGAGACAAUCAGAGACAGGCAUGGAGAAGCUCAUACCUACUGCUGUACACCUGAAGUCAGCGUCUAGAUUUGUACAGGGUGAGAGUGGAUUUUUGGUGCGGGUGAAGAGACAAUUAUGCAGUUUCUCAGACCUGCUCUCGUCGAGUUUAUCUUAACAGAGGUGCAGAGUGAUCUCUGAGGCUGACAUUUUGCCUCCAGUUCUUGUCCGUGUCCAGGAAAAGGAAUUUCCAGAAUGAUACAAAACUAGAGAAUAGUGACCAACUUGUUUGUGGGUUUGUGUUUCUAACAGCUGAGUAGGCCUAUACUAGAGUCGCUCUGGGCAGGAGACAGAACAUGUAGUGUUGAGCACAGGUUGUGCUGCUCUGGGAGUAAAUCACAGUGGAUUGCUCUUAUUUGAGGGUUCAGGUCUGACUCUUCCUCACGCAUUCUUGUUUUUUUUUAUGCUGUAUGUUAUUGUUGGCUCUCAUUUUAAGAUAUCGUUUUGAGUGAAUCACAGCCAAUGAAUGUGAAAGUUUUCGCCAGACUGAUCGAAUGGCUUUCUAUUUCUUAAAAAAGUUUCCCCGUCUACCAUUUCGCUGUAUGAUUUUAACUUAAUAACCAAGUUUUUUUUUUAUAGCAUGCGUUUUUACUGCAGAGGAACAAUAAUGUUUCAAUACACUGUAUCAUUUAAGAUCACAUAUACUGUAUGUGGUGGUUUUUAGGUACGUGUAUCAUAGAAUCAUGCCAGCUGUUCUUUUCUGCAAUUGUUUCUCAGAAAUGAAAUUUCUCCUGUGCUUGCGCAUGUUAUUAAGUGGUGAUCCUUUACUCAAAGUCAGGAAUGUUUUGGAUUUGAGCAAUUCACACAUUCCCAGUGCCUGUUUUGUCAAGCUUAGGGGUUUUGGAACAUCGGGAUAUCCACCAUUACAGUGUGUGAGCGAAACCGUUCCUGAUUAGGAUGGAAUUAAAAAAGGCCCUUCACAAAGUAUCACUGCUUAAUACUCCUGUGAAGAGAAAAGCUUAUGGAUAGAAGGCUUGUUAUGUUUUCAGAUUGGUUUUGUAUUUGAGGAAAUUCCAGCUGAAGAAAGGGCUCAGGCAAAAAAAAAUGGUGCAGAGAAAGAAAAAACGUUAAUUUGUAGGACAAAUACAUUUGCCUUUGCAUACAUCACAAGACAAAGAAUAAAUAUAACAUAAGAGUAAAAGGGUUGUAUUUAUUUCUUACAAUUAGUGCCAACAAAAAAAUAUAAAAGCAAUAGUAGUACUGUAACAUAAAGCAGUAAAAAGCCUUUAAAUAAUGUUACCUCUAAAAAUGACAACA